This is a messenger RNA of Suncus etruscus (white-toothed pygmy shrew), 1373 nucleotides long. It is a transcript of the gene GABPB2, whose product is annotated as GA binding protein transcription factor subunit beta 2. Lineage: Eukaryota; Metazoa; Chordata; Mammalia; Eulipotyphla; Soricidae. Gene Ontology annotation, cellular component: nucleus. The record is from RefSeq and is a predicted model, not a curated record. Gene Ontology annotation, biological process: positive regulation of transcription by RNA polymerase II. Gene Ontology annotation, molecular function: transcription cis-regulatory region binding; protein binding.
UGGUCACUUAAGGCUUAGCAGGCAUUGACCUCCGCUGAUGAUUUUCCCACAGCUCGGAACAUCACCCCUGCACUUUGCAGCCCAGUAUGGCCAUUACUCCACGGCGGAGGUGCUCCUGCGGGCUGGCAUCAGCAGGGACGCCCGGACCAAAGUGGACAGGACCCCUUUGCACAUGGCCGCCGCCGAUGGACACACACACAUUGUGGAGCUGCUAGUCAGGAACGGCGCGGAUGUGAAUGCCAAGGACAUGCUGAAGAUGACAGCUUUGCACUGGGCCACGGAACGCCUCCAUCAAGAUGUUGUCAGGCUGCUUCUCCAAUAUGGAGCCGAUGUAUAUGCUUCCAGCAAGUUCGAUAAAUCUGCCUUUGACAUAGCCCUGGAGAAGAACGACGUUGAUAUUCUGGUCAUCCUGCAGGAGGCAAUGCAGAGUCAGGUCAACACUCACCCGGAGAGGGAUAGAGCCAGCCCCAGGACUGUGGCCACCCCGUUCCUCAUCACCUCAGGAGGAGUGGUCAGCUUGGCUGGCAUUGUUCCCUCAGCCAGGGCCAAGAUCGCUGCAGCUGCCCCCAACUCUUGCCCCUCAGCCGAGAGCUUCUCCGCUUCUCCCUCCUCAGUGUCGGCUGCCCUGGCCGCUCUAGGGAAGCCUCAGCCCAUAUUUCUCUCACUCAGAGCCACAGUGAAUACCGAGGAAAUCCCAGAUGGAAAUUUUGUCGACUCCUCAGUCCAGCAUCUGAUGGGAAGUAGCAGCCAAAGGUUCAUCACCAUAGUUUCCAAUGGAGUCCCCUUGGGUCACAUUCAGACCGCAAUCCCCGCUGAAGGCAUCAGCCAGCCCCUUCUUGUCACAACGCAGAACAGACAGCAAGUUCUCACAGUACCUCCUGGUGUGGUUGCAGAGGAGACUGUAGUUGAAGAAGAGGAAGAAGAAGUAAUGGAGAGUUGGCCACUGACUAAGAAACUGAGGCUCGAAGAGAUGACGAGCAGAGGGCAGGCUGGCACUGAGAAAGAAUCACUCCAGCGACAGCUCCAGGAGGCCAACAGGAGAGCCCAAGAGUACCGAUACCAGCUCCUGAGGAAAGAGAAGGAGGCGGAACAGUAUCGGCGCCAGCUGGAGGCCAUGGCUCACCAGCAGCCCAACGGGGUCAACUUCACUGUGGUCAGAGAGAUGGCAGAGGUCACCUCCAUGGUCGUCACAGCGCGGGAAAGGGAAGCGAGAGAAAUGAGGGAAUGAGAGUGGCCAGGACAAGAGACCACGGAACCGCAUCCUGGAAUUUCCAUGGAGACCGUCUCCUCUUAACGUGUGAGGUCCACAGCUCGGCUUGUGCUGCGUCCGCACUUUUCCCUCUUGUUAUGUGAAGACAGGUGACCGACCACCA